AUGGGUAAUGGUUCUAUUACUAUUGUUGCUGUUUAUGUUGAUGAUAUUCUUGUUAUUGGCAACAAUAUUGAUGAGAUUACAUCUUUGAAAGCCUUUCUAGAUGCUCAAUUUCGGAUCAAAGAUUUGGGAACAAUCAAUUUUUUUCUCGGCCUAGAGUUUACACGAAAUACAACUAGUAUGAUUGUUCAUCAGAGUAAAUUCAUACGUGAAUUACUCUCUCAUUAUUCUAUUGAUGAUGACAAUAUACCUGUUUCUACACCAUUGUCAAACAAGAACAAAUUACAACCCAAUGUUGGAGUUUCCCUUAAUGAUCCUACAACUUAUAGACAACUGAUUGGAAAGUUGAACUUUUUAGUUCAUACACGACCAGAUCUUGCUUAUUCCAUUCAAUACUUGAGUCAAUUCAAUCAACAUCCUACUCAAGAUCAUCAUGAAGUUGCUAUUCAUGUACUGAAAUACUUAAAGUCUUCCAAAGUCCAAGGCUUAUUUUUCAACAAAGAUUCCACUUUUACCCUUGAUGCUUACUAUGAUUCUAAUUGGGCUUCAUGUCCAAUCACCAGGAGGUCUGUAAGUGGUUUCUUUAUUCUAUUUGGAGGAUCACCCAUUUCAUGGAAGUCUAAGAAGCAAGCUACCGUUUCUUUAUCAUCUGCAGAAGCUGAACAUCGGUCUAUGCAAUUGUAA
Molecule: messenger RNA, 681 nt
Organism: Lactuca sativa (garden lettuce)
Lineage: Eukaryota; Viridiplantae; Streptophyta; Magnoliopsida; Asterales; Asteraceae
Source: RefSeq, a predicted model, not a curated record